GGUUGCUAUUACAACCGUCCAAAUAUCGUAUUUUUUUUCAAAUAAUACAAACUACAAAUAUUCUUCUAUGUACUUUCGUAUGAUUAAAAAAAUCUGUAUAGAUAUGAAAUGUCUUAUUUAAGACCAAAAGGAUAAUAUCCAAUUCUUCUCCAAUCGUAGGAGAGUCUCGUUCAUCCAUUAUACAAUUAAUCUUAAACAAGAGUAUUGGCAGCAUUAUUUUUUGACAUUUCAUUUCACGUGCGGUGCAUAAUAUAAACAAUGCGGUUUUUGCUUGUUUUACUUGUACUUUUAAAUUAAAAUAUUUGAUUUGAGAUCUGAAGAAAAUAUGUCACGAAUUAUAGUAAAGCAGUUACCAAAGAAUAUCAGCGAAGAAAAGCUGCGCACUAUCUUUGGUACGAAGGGGACAAUCACGGAUAUGCAGCUCAAAUAUACACCAGAUGGAAAAUUCCGCCAGUUCUGCUUUAUCGGAUAUCGUAGUGAAGAAGAGGCGCAAGAAGCUAUAAAAUACUUCAAUAACACAUGUAUACAAACAAGCCGUAUCAAAGUCGAGGUGUGUGCUGCACUUGGCAGUGAGGAUAAGCCGCUAGCACGUAGCAAAAAUGCUCGAAAAGUUGAGACACAGACUAUGCAGGAAGAAUUACAAAAAGAUAAAGAUGAAAAAACUAAUAGAAAAAAAACUUCAAAUGUGGUAGAUGAAAUUAUAGGUAAACAUAAGGAUGAUCCUGAUUUUCAAGAAUUCAUGAGUGCGCACGAUAAGAAACGUACUUUAUGGGCAAAUGAUGCCGGAGAAUCUUUGCAACCUACCGAGCAAGUUGAAAAUACAAGUGAGGAGGAAAUCCCUAAAGAAGCAAAAAAAAUAGAAUAUGUUGAAUGCGAAGUUGAGAACAGUAAUGAAGAUGAAGAAAAAUUAGCAGAGAAGCCAAUCAGUGAUCUUGAUUACAUGAAAAACCUUAUGGCAAAAUCGACGAACGCAGAACAUAAAAAAGGGAAAACAAAUACCGGGCUUGAUUUGUUUACUAUUAAAAUGCAUAAUGUUCCUUACAAGGCCAAACGCCAAGAGAUCUUAAAAUUUUUUAAACCGUUAAAACCAUACUCUGUACGGCUACCUACAAAUGUUCAUGGAUUCUGUUACGUCGGCUUCAAAACGGAAAAGGAAAUGGUAAAAGCUAUGCUUAAAAAUAAAAGUUUCAUAAAAGGAAAACAAGUGUUUUUUUCCGAUUUCACCGAGAAAAACAAAAUAACAAAAUCGAAAGGAGAGAAGGGAGAGAAAACAACGGACCUUCAUAAAUUAAAACCGACAAAGCCGAAAUGGGCUCAGCAAGAACAGAGUACACAAAAUGAAGAAGGAAUUGUUGAAUCGGGUCGCAUUUUCUUCCGUAACUUGGCUUACACAGUUACAGAAGAUGAUCUUCAAACUUUAUUUGAGAAAUUCGGACCCAUUGCCGAAAUAAAUGUGCCCGUAGAUAGUAUAACUCGUCAAAUAAAGGGUUUUGGCACAGUGACAUUUGUUAUGCCAGAACAUGCCUUGCAAGCUUUCAACAAAUUGGAUGGCUCCGAUUUUCACGGUCGGCUGUUGCAUCUAAUACCAGGAAAAAGCAGGGAUGACGACCCAAAAAGUGAUGAAAACGACGCAGCUCUGUCGUUUAAACAAAAGAAAGCUUUAAAGCUGAAGAAAUCAGCGCAGCAGUCUGUGAAUUGGAAUACUUUGUUUUUAGGUGCAAAUGCGGUGGCGGAAAUUUUAGCUAAACGUUUCUCCACAACUAAAGAAAAGGUUUUAGACACAAGUGAAGGCGGUUCCAGUGCGGCGGUACGUAUUGCCUUAGGAGAAACACAAAUUGUCAUUGAAAUGAAAAACUUCCUAGAAGAGAAUGGAGUGCGGCUAAGUGUUUUUGAUGCGCCUGCAGUGAAGCGUUCUAAAACAAUUAUCUUAGCGAAAAAUUUACCAGCUGAUACGACAGUGACAGAAUUAACGCCAAUAUUCGCGAAAUUUGGCCCAAUCGGGCGACUCAUUUUGCCUCCCAGUGGUGUCACCGCACUGAUAGAGUUUUGUGACCCAUCAGAGGCAAAGCAGGCUUUCAAAAAAUUAGCGUAUAGCAAAUUCAAAAAUGUACCAUUAUACUUGGAGUGGGCGCCGGAACAAACUUUCACAACAACGUUAAAUGGAGAACCUAUAAUUCCAAAACAAGAGGAAGAAGUCAGCAGUCAUAAUGAAACCAUAACACAGGAAGCAUUAAAAACUCAACCAACAACACAAUUAAAUGGCGAUGAAAACCUUGAAAACAGAACAAUUGAAGAUGACAACUCUAAUAUUGAGGAAGAUUUAAUGGAGGAAGACCCAGAACCAAAUACAACACUCUUUCUUCGUAAUUUGAAUUUCAAGACCGUCCCAGAUACGAUACACAAUCAUUUCAAACAUUUAGGACCAAUACACACUGUAGAAAUAGCAAAGCGGAAAGAUCCUAGGAAUCCACGUAUUCAAGUGUCCAUGGGUUAUGGUUUCAUACAAUUUAAGUUGGCUGCAACAACAGAGAAAGCAUUAAAGCAAAUGCAAUUCACACAAAUAGACGACAAUCAGGUGGAACUGAAACGCAGCGAUCGGACACUAAAAACUUCGUCUAAUGUGCCUCGUAAACAUUUAGUGAAAACACAGCAAACAGGCACAAAAAUGCUUGUACGUAAUAUACCGUUCCAGGCGAAAGAAAAGGAAGUCCGCGAGAUCUUCAAGGCAUUUGGUGAACUGCGUUCUGUGCGUUUACCAAAGAAAAUGACGCCGGGCGCAGACUCACAUCGUGGUUUCGGUUUUGUAGAUUUCAUCACAAAAAGUGACGCCAAAAAGGCAUACGAAGCGCUUAGCCAAAGUACGCAUUUAUACGGCAGACGAUUGGUGCUGGAAUGGGCAUCGCUCAAUGACGACGACGUGGAAGAAAUACGCAAACGUACCGCAACUGAGUUCUAUGCUAGUACAAAUAAUGCCAAACGAAGUAGAAAAUCUGUGUUCAGUACUGCCGAACAUUUGGCGGAUGCUGGCGAAGAUGACGAAUAAACAGAAGAGAAUACAAUUCACAAUUAAAUAACUUUAAUAAGUAUGUUUAAUCAUAAUAUAUUUGUUUUUGUAUAACUGCACUACAAAAUACAUAUAUUCGUAUUUAGAUAAACUAUAAAGUAAAUAAGCAUUAUAUAAUUUUACAUACAGGUAAAAAAUAAAUUAAAUUGUUUUAGCCUA
Molecule: messenger RNA, 3223 nt
Organism: Bactrocera oleae (olive fruit fly)
Lineage: Eukaryota; Metazoa; Arthropoda; Insecta; Diptera; Tephritidae
Product: probable RNA-binding protein 19
Cellular component (GO): ribonucleoprotein complex; cytoplasm; nucleus
Molecular function (GO): mRNA binding
Source: RefSeq, a predicted model, not a curated record